This is a messenger RNA of Megalobrama amblycephala (Wuchang bream), 1889 nucleotides long. RefSeq lists its product as uncharacterized. Gene Ontology annotation, molecular function: GTP binding; GTPase activity. Bases 808 to 1440 code for a protein of 210 amino acids. The record is from RefSeq and is a predicted model, not a curated record. Lineage: Eukaryota; Metazoa; Chordata; Actinopteri; Cypriniformes; Xenocyprididae. The transcript is spliced from 7 exons.
GGAUUUAUUUUACUUAAGAUUUUAAUUUUAAGUCAAAAAUUGGUUGGCACAACUACAACUACUGGAGCUGAGAACUCAGGAAUGCUUUGCAGUCAGUUGCUUUAUUUAUUUAUUUACUUAUGUUUACUCAACAUUUUAUUUUUCACAGUGUUGUCAAAACAAUAUUCUUCAGCCACAUUUUCUCAAAAAAAAAAAAAAAACAUAUAGGCUACCUAUUGAUUUACAUGUGACUGUUGAUGAGUAUUAUUGUGACUAAAUCUUCAGCAUACUUAUUUACAAUAUUUAUAAAGCAUUAUACAAUUCUAUACGCUUUUUUAAUGCAUUUUUUGCAUUAGUGUACUAUCUGACACUGAAUAAUGUUCAACAGGAAUGAGGUGGGUGGACGCUUUCUUAUUCUUCAGCGGCCUCUAGUGGCAGUAGUUUACUAUUACAAGUUAAUUUGGUAACAAGUUUUUGUCUGGCUACUGGUAAUGGUCUUGGGUUCACUGUUUUUUCUUGCCUGUUAAUAUAAAUCUCAUAAGCUUUAUAACUUUUUUGUGAUUAACUUAAACACCAACACUGCUAUAACAGCUAGUUGGCUAUAGGCUAUUGGUACAGUUACAUAAUUCAUGAACAUAUCAAUCUUCAGAAGUUGUUCAGACUUAAUAAUUUGGCAGAUGUCAACAUAUGCUUUUUCUGAGUAUCUUUGACACUUGUUGUCGCUACUACUGGGCUGCAACUUUAAGAAACAGGACAGAACCCAGCUGAACAAAGAUAAACGAGCUAAAAACACUUUUGGACAGCAUUCUGCGAUCGAUUAACCUAAGGAUGAAUCCAGAGUAUGACUACCUGUUCAAAUUGCUGCUGAUUGGGGACUCUGGUGUGGGAAAGUCAUGUUUACUCCUACGGUUUGCUGAUGACACCUAUACAGAGAGCUACAUCAGCACUAUUGGAGUAGAUUUCAAAAUCAGAACUAUUGAAAUGGAGGGGAAGACUGUCAAACUGCAGAUUUGGGAUACAGCAGGGCAAGAGCGAUUUCGAACAAUAACAUCCAGCUAUUAUCGAGGGGCUCAUGGGAUUAUAAUUGUCUAUGAUGUCACUGAGCAGGAGUCUUUCAACAAUGUGAAGCAGUGGUUAGAAGAAAUUGAUCGCUAUGCAUGUGAAAAUGUCUCCAAGUUGCUAGUCGGUAACAAGUGUGACCUUUCCUCAAAAAAGGUGGUAGACUUUACCACAGCAAAGGAAUUUGCUGAGUCACUCAAAAUCCCAUUCCUGGAGACAAGUGCCAAGAACGCAAACAACGUAGAGAAGGCAUUUUUAACAAUGGCCUCUGAAAUCCAGAAGAGGAUCGGGACGGACAGCGUUCAGAAUGAAACUGUUAAAAUGGGAUCCAAAAUAAACAGUGCCCCCUUAUGGCCUGGCGGAGAGAAGUCAGUAGCUGAGGAGGUCAGCUCUUGUUGCUAGUGCUCAGUAUCAUUAAAAUUCAGGGUAAUACAAAAAUUCAUAUUUUUUGUUUAUCGUUUUAUGUGUUUUUGUUCCUCUUUUUCUUUCUUUUUCAUUUUAAAUGUAAAAUAAGCCAUUUACUUUGUUUGCACAUCCUAAUGAGCUAAUGUAGAUGCAAUUGGAAAUGUUUCUGGAAAUCAUUUUCUGAUCAUACAUGCAUUGUUCUAAGUUAAAUGCUCUUUCAUCUUUUUGGUGAUGGACAAAACCUAUAAGCAAGCAUACACUACUUUUAAAAAUGUAGGGGUCGUUUAGAUUAUUAAAUGCUUUUGAAAGAAGCUUCUUAUGCUUACAAGGCUGUAUUCAUUUGAUCAAAAGACAGUAAAAUCAGUAAUAUGAAAUAAAUUUAAAUAAUUGUUUUACACUUUAAUAUAUUUUAAAAUAUAAUUUAUUCCUGUGUUGACAAAGCUGUA